Molecule: messenger RNA, 3685 nt
Organism: Manis javanica (Malayan pangolin)
Lineage: Eukaryota; Metazoa; Chordata; Mammalia; Pholidota; Manidae
Gene: OTOP3
Product: otopetrin 3
Biological process (GO): proton transmembrane transport
Cellular component (GO): membrane
Molecular function (GO): proton channel activity
Source: RefSeq, a predicted model, not a curated record
ACCUUUAACGUUCUUUAAAAUUAAUUUAAAUCACAUACAUAAAGUAACAUGUUUUUUAAAACUAGAAUAUCAACCCACUCCCAAUCCUAGCACCUUCCACCCUCCACCCUUCCCCAGAAAAAAAUUCUAUUCUGCAUCCUGGUGGGUAUCUUCUAUACCUUUUAAAAGUAAUUCUUUAUACACCCAUAGUACCCACAGUAGAGCCUUUCAGGUCACAGCAUUCUUUCCCACCAAGUCCACACUCAGUCUCAGGAUCCUUCUCAGCACAACACUCUAGGCAAUCAUUACCCAAGUAACCAGAGUCAGAACAAGAGAGGAUACCUACUUGCUUCCCUGACUUCAGGAGUGAAAUUCCUCCCAGAAGUCAGCAGAGCUCAAGCUGCCUUUGGAUGAUAAAAAGUCCCAGCCCUGGAAAAUGCCCUAAGGCCAAGCACUGUGCAGCUGUUGCUGGCUCCCUUGACAGACAUGAUUUUCCUUCUUAAGAUCAGGCACUGAGAUGGGAAGUGAGAUGGCCUUGCCAGGCCUUGGUUGAGUGGUGUGUUGAGUUGGGGUGGGGGUGGGGGUGUCCUCAGGCCAGUUGAAAUAAUUCCUGUGUCUAUUUGGAACACAGAGCAUUUUCAUAUCCCCUGGUCUGUUUGAACUGACUCAGGUCCUGUAAGGUAGAUGGGGCAGCUGCUAUUAUUUCCAAUAUUCCCACCAGAGAGAUUGCAUAGUUUGGCCUAAGAGUACACAGCCGUGAGGGGCAGGAAUGGAACUGAACACAGCCUGGCCCCCAACCAGGACCCUUUUUCCCUUCCCAGCCCCUUCUGAGAUUCCACCCAUGGCCUCUCCAGAAGCCCAGGAGGUUGGAGCAGCCCUGGCCAUGGAGAACCGAGUGGAUCUGGGGGCCGAGGAGACAGGGGCCCCCACCUUACCUCACCAGCAGUCCUGGCUGGUGCGACAUUUCGCACUGCUGCUGCGGAGGGACCGACAGGCCCAGAAGGCAGGGCAGCUUUUCUCGGGACUCCUGGCCCUCAAUGUAGUGUUCCUGGGCAGCGCCUUCAUCUGUAGCAUGAUUUUCAACAACGUGGCCAUCACACUGGGCGACGUGUGGAUCCUGCUGGCUGUGCUGAAGGCCCUGUCCCUCCUCUGGCUCCUCUACUACACCGCCAGCACCACCCGCCGGCCACACCCGGUGCUCCACCAGGACCCUCAUGCGGGACCCAUUUGGGUGCGGGGCUCUCUGGUGCUCUUCGGCAGCUGCACCAUCUGCCUCAACAUCUUCCGAGUGGGCUAUGACGUCAGCCACAUCCACUGCAAGUCAAAACUGGAGCUCAUCUUCCCUGUCAUUGAGAUCAUCUUCAUCGGCAUCCAGACCUGGGUGCUCUGGAAACACUCUAAGGACUGUGUUCAGGUCCAGACCAACUUCACUAGGUGUGGCCUGAUGCUGACGCUGGCCACAGACCUGCUGCUGUGGGUUCUGGCCGUCACCAAUGACUCCAUGCACCGCGAGAUCGAGGCUGAGCUCAGUGCCCUCAUGGAAAAACUCUCAGGCAAUGACACCAACACCUGCCUGUGCCUCAAUGCCACAGUGUGUGAGGUCUUCCAGAAGGGCUACCUGAUGCUCUACCCCUUCAGCACCGAGUACUGCCUCAUCUGCUGUGCCAUGCUCUUCGUCAUGUGGAAGAACGUAGGCCGUCACCUGGCGCACCGCACAGGCACCCACCACAGCACCCCGCCCUUCCACCUGCAUGGGGCCAUCUUUGGGCCACUGCUGGGUCUGCUGGUGCUGGUGGCAGGCAUGUGCAUCUUUGUGCUUUUCCAGAUCGAAGCCAGUGGCCCUGCCAUCGCGCAUGAGUACUUCACCCUCUACUAUGCCUUCUAUGUAGCCGUGCUGCCCACCAUGAGCCUGGCAUGCCUAGCAGGCACGGCCAUCCACGGGCUGGAGGAGCGCGAGCUGGACAGGCUUAAGAACCCCACCCGCAGCCUGGACGUGGUGCUGCUGAUGGGCGCUGCGCUGGGCCAGAUGGGCAUUGCCUACUUCUCCAUUGUGGCCAUUGUGGCCACCCGCCCCCAUGAACUGCUCAACUGCCUCAUCCUGGCCUACUCGCUGCUGCUCAUUGUGCAGCACAUCGCCCAGAACCUCUUCAUCGUCGAGGGCCUGCACCGGCGCCCACUCUGGGAGGCUGCUCCCGAGGGGCCGGCAGGGAAGCGGGAGGGUGAGACACCGCGCAGGGGCUCCCUGCUGGAGCUCAGCCAGGGCCUGCAGCGGGCCUCACUAGCCUACAUCCACUCCUACAGCCACCUCAACUGGAAGCGGCGGGCGCUCAAGGAGAUCUCACUCUUCCUCAUCCUCUGCAAUAUCACACUAUGGAUGAUGCCUGCGUUUGGCAUACACCCCGAGUUUGAGAACGGGCUGGAAAAGGAUUUCUAUGGCUACCGGACGUGGUUCACCAUCGUAAACUUUGGCCUGCCUCUGGGGGUCUUCUACCGCAUGCACUCUGUGGGGGGCCUGGUGGAAGUCUACUUAGGGGCCUGAGACUUCCCAAGGAACCCAACCCUGGCAGAACCCCAAAGUGCCAAGGCUAGGGAGAAGGUAACCCAGAGCCUGUAAGCAGAUGCUCCGAUCUGGGGGGGCCUAGACCAGCCUGGGUUCCCAAAGCCUGCCCCUCCCCAGAGUCCCACUGAGGUGGGGAAGGCACUGUCUGCAGCCCAAGACCAAGGGCAGGGAGCUUCUGAUGUGCCCACAUCUAGGACUGGGCACAUGCCUGCCUCUGCUCACCACCACAAUCAGUACAGCCCAAGGCAUGCCCCAGGAAGCCCCACAGCUUUUCUCUGGGAGGGUUAGCCCUAAAUGACUGAGUCUGGGGAGUUUGAAGAGGGGAACCCCUACCCAGCCGGGCCCCAGAGGUCUGCCUCUGCCAUAGGAAGAGUGCACGGUCCAAGCUCAGCCCAGGGCACCCUGGAGGUUCACAGCUUCUUGGCGGCCCUUCCCUCUCCCCACCCACCCUGUCUCCUAAUGAGGUCAUUAAUUAACUGCCAGGCAGGGUUCAACAGCUCUCUCCUGCUGCUAUAAACCCUGUUUACUUGAUCAAUUACAUUCAGGCUUCGUGGCAUUUGUUCCCAGGGACAGAGCUGCCACUCUGGGUAUGGUGGAAAGAGGUGGUCCUCCUAGGCAGGUCUUUGGAACUGGGACAGUCCCAUUUCUGGGACAGAAGGGAUCUAAAGCAGUCCAACCCUUGUCUGAUCCAAGGGAGGAGGUGGGAAGAGGGGGACUGGGGCUCUUGCAUCCCUCCGCCCCUCACCAGCACACCCCCUCUCUGAGACAGAGCCCCAGCUUACUCAUGACAGCGGCUGCGGCCUGGUCCUCUGAGCUGUCGGGUGGGGAGGGCAGGCCCUGACAGCCCAUCCGUCUCCCUGAGCCCAGUGCAAACAGCAGGCUGUGCCCCGGGUGAGUCCCAGGGUGAGGCCCAGGUUUGCAUGCUUCUGGGCCCCUCCCUCUGAAGCCGGGCACUGGCAAACACAAAGUGCAGCCCCGGGGACCCUCAGUGCUAUCUCAGGAGUUGUCUGGGGCCAGCAGAGACCCCGGGGGCUGUGCAGGAAGCUGAGAGGCAGGUCCCUUGCCUCUCCUGUGUGGGGGCUUUCUCUGGGUGGCCACAGGCUAGGGGACCAAGCCCUGGGUGAUAGAGUCCAAUCUUCUACUUUC